AAAAUACUCAUACAUAUCAGUGACAUCAAUUACACCUGUUAUCCACUCUAACGAUAAGAUAUUGCAAAAUUAAAUUAGACGUUGGCUACUACAUUAUAUCUUAAAGCUGUGACUUUUAUUUUUUUGGGAAAGGAAAUGAUGAAUUUGUUAGGAAGUGAGAAAAUACAUGAAGAAAGGUCAGGACUCGCUCAGAAGGAAAAAGAAGCAGCAACAGAGGCAACAGUUGAUAUCAAUCCUUAUGGUAGAGGAAGAGGAAGAGAAAGCACAGUGUGGGGUGUUUCCUUGAUGAUUGGCUAUCUUGGAUUUGAUGGCUUUACAAGCACAUUCCAGGAUAAAUUAUUCAAAGGUUAUGAUAUGGAAAUACAGAAUCAGAUAUUCUACACCACACUAUGCUCUUGUAUGCUCAGCUUGAGUGGUCUAAUUCUCCAGGGCCAUCUCCUCAUGGCAAUAGAUUUUGUAUCUCGCAAUACCGAUUGUUUCCUUGAUGUUGCACUGCUGUCAACGGUAGCAACAGCUAGUCAAUUCUUCAUUUACUACACUAUCCGCACAUUUGGUGCCCUCACAUUUGCCACCAUAAUGACCACAAGACAGGUUAUCGUCUUUGGUUCCCUUUAUGCAAGAAGCUUCUUAAAAAAUAAACCCCCGAAACCUUCAUCCUCGGAACAGACGGAAAAUGGAGCUUUUAGUCCAUUGCAGGUGAACCCAUAG
Molecule: messenger RNA, 708 nt
Organism: Ilex paraguariensis (yerba mate)
Lineage: Eukaryota; Viridiplantae; Streptophyta; Magnoliopsida; Aquifoliales; Aquifoliaceae
Source: the annotation of a GenBank genome assembly